Molecule: messenger RNA, 943 nt
Organism: Dipodomys ordii (Ord's kangaroo rat)
Lineage: Eukaryota; Metazoa; Chordata; Mammalia; Rodentia; Heteromyidae
Gene: Emc10
Product: ER membrane protein complex subunit 10
Exons: 8
Coding region: 115-876 (253 amino acids)
Cellular component (GO): EMC complex
Source: RefSeq, a predicted model, not a curated record
CGCAGGCGCAGGAGCCGGCGCAGGCGCGCAAGCGUCUGGCUGCGGCUCUGGUUGUCCCCAGCGUGCUCUGCGGCGCUAGGCUCUGCUCAGCCUCUCGGCUGGUAAGGGGCCGGAAUGGCGGCAGCUGGUGCUGGGGCAACCCGGCUGCUCCUGCUCUUGCUGAUGGCGGCAGCAGCGCCUAGUCGGGCCCGGGGAAGCGGCUGCCGUGCUGGGGCCACUGCGCGGGGGGCUGGGGCUGAUGGCCGAGACGGCGAGGGCUGUGGCACCCUGGGGCUGCUGCUGGAGCACUCCUUUGAGAUUGAUGACACCGCCAACUUCCGGAAGCGGGGCUCACUGCUCUGGAACCAGCAGGAUGGAACCUUGUCUUUGACGCAGCGGCAGCUCAGUGAGGAGGAGCGAGGCCGACUUCGGGAUGUGGCAGCCCUGAAUGGCCUGUACCGGGUCCGAGUCCCCAGGAGGCCAGGAUCCCCCAACAGUCUAGAAGUUGGUGGCUAUGUCUCAUCCUUUGUCCCAGCGUGCUCACUGGUCGAGUCGCACCUCUCAGACCAUCUCACCCUGCAUGUGGACGUGGCUGGCAAUGUGGUGGGCAUAUCGGUGGUGACACACCCUGGGGGCUGCCGGGGCCAGGAGGUGGAAGAUGUGGACCUGGAGCUGUUCAAUACCUCCGUGCAGCUGCGGCCACCAGGAACGGCCCCAGGCCCUGAGACAGCAGCCUUCAUUGAGCGCCUGGAGAUGGAGCAGGCCCAGAAGGCCAAGAACCCCCAGGAGCAGAAGUCCUUUUUCGCCAAAUAUUGGCACCUCAUCCUGGGGGGGGCCGUGUUGCUCACAGCCCUGCGUCCUGCCGCCCCGGGGCCCGCGCCAACGCCGGAGGCCUGAUGGAUGUACAUCGUGCCCGUGGUCCUGUUCCUGAUGAUGUCGGGAGCGCCGGACGCCGGGGGCCAGA